CUUCUCUUUUAGAACUGCUAAUACACAGCAGCCACACACACACACAGCAAAAUGCCUGAAGCUGAGGUAGUAUACUCCGAUGUGAAGCUUGCAAGAGGAAAAAAGAGAGCCAAUGAGGCCGUUAACACAUGGACUGACUCGACUUACUCUGAAAUCAAGAUCUCAAAGACUCAGCCAUCCACAGCAGAGCUGUCUGAGGAUCCUCAACAAGCUGUGGUGAGGAAAGGGUCAAAGGUCACCUCAGAGAGAGUGGUCCUGGUGGUUCUCGGUGUUCUCCUGUCAGCUGCUCUCAUUGCUCUGUGUUUUACCACAUUUGAAAUAAUUAAAGCUAACAAGAAGGUCAAAUAUCUGGAAGAUGACAAAAUGAAGUGUGAUAAUAAUCUCACAGAGACUCUCUCUAAGAUAAAAUCAUGCAGCACGGCACAGCCGACCUGUCCAGUACCUAAAGUAAUAG
Haplochromis burtoni (Burton's mouthbrooder) is the source of this 454-nucleotide messenger RNA. RefSeq names its product C-type lectin domain family 7 member A-like. The record is from RefSeq and is a predicted model, not a curated record. NCBI's taxonomy places the organism in Eukaryota, Metazoa, Chordata, Actinopteri, Cichliformes, Cichlidae. Gene Ontology annotation, biological process: cellular response to molecule of fungal origin. Gene Ontology annotation, molecular function: (1->3)-beta-D-glucan binding.